Catharus ustulatus (Swainson's thrush) is the source of this 5425-nucleotide messenger RNA. RefSeq names its product secreted frizzled related protein 4 (gene SFRP4). Gene Ontology annotation, cellular component: cytoplasm. The transcript has 5 exons. Gene Ontology annotation, biological process: non-canonical Wnt signaling pathway; canonical Wnt signaling pathway. The record is from RefSeq and is a predicted model, not a curated record. Gene Ontology annotation, molecular function: Wnt-protein binding. The coding region runs from base 531 to 1811 and encodes 426 amino acids. NCBI's taxonomy places the organism in Eukaryota, Metazoa, Chordata, Aves, Passeriformes, Turdidae.
UCCCGAGCAAACUGAGCCACGAGCCUCCACCCCGUCUGUCCGCCCACCCGCUUCACGCUUUUCCCCGUCCGUGCCGAGCUCAUGGAGGGAAUUCUGCAAACCCCUGAACGCGUCGGGAACAGCCGCUGGAGCUUGGUCAAGCCAGCAAAAAGUUUCUUCUCCCUUGAGAAAACGCGGCACAUAAAGUUCAGCCCCACGAGAAGAAGCUGCGAUUCGUAUACCCUCGCCUUCCCUCUCCCCGCGCCGAAGCACAGAGCCCCGCGGCAGAACCGUGUGGUUUGGGUUUCUUUCCCCCUCCCCUCGCCCCCCUUCCACCUGAAGGAAUUUAUGACACAGAUGAAAACUGAAACGGAGCUGGAGCAGCGGCCGAGAGACGCAGUGAUGUCGCCGGGGGAUUAAACGGGGUGGAGGUGAUGUCACCGUGCCUGCACAGCAAAACGCACACAUACACGCACACCCCCCACCCCCCGGAGGAGUGGGGCUGCCAACGGAGAGCGAUCGGCCCCACGUCACUCGUGCCACUGGCAUAAAUGCGGUCCCGCGAUGUCCAUGGCUGUCGGCGUGGCGGCUCCCGCGACUUGACUUUAGCAGGGCUCCGGGAGGCAGCGCAGCUCCGCGCCCUUCGGCUGCCGGGACCCGCGGUGCGGCGGCGGACAAGGAGGAAAAGGAGGAGCAAGAGGAUGCUGCGCGCCUUGGUGGCGGUGUCCCUGUGGCUGCGGGUGAGCCCGCGGGCGCAGGGCGCGCCGUGCGAGACGGUGCGCAUCCCCAUGUGCCACUCCAUGCCCUGGAAUAUCACCCGCAUGCCCAACCACCUCCACCACAGCACCCAGGAAAACGCCGUCCUCGCUAUCGAACAGUACGAGGAGCUGGUGGCCACCGGCUGCAGCCCGGUCCUGCCCUUCUUCCUCUGCGCCAUGUAUGCCCCCAUCUGCACUCUGGAGUUCCUCUACGACCCCAUCAAGCCGUGCCGCUCCGUCUGCCAGCGCGCCCGUGACGGCUGCGAGCCCAUCAUGCGCCGCUACAACCACAGCUGGCCCGAGAGCCUGGCUUGCGACGAUCUCCCCGUCUAUGACCGCGGCGUCUGCAUCUCCCCAGAGGCCAUCGUCACCGACGUGCCGGAGGAUGUGAAGUGGACGGACUUCACACAGGGCUUUAUGGUGCCGGGCAGAACCCUGGAGCCCGACUGCAGGAGCCGCGGCCAGGGUGAGCCUAGGACGACUCCCUGCCUCCACCUCCCCGGAGACUGGGUCCCUCUGACACCCCUCAAACUUUCUCCCUUCUCUUCCUUUGAAGAGCGAUGCAGGUGCAAAAAGACAAAGCCUACGCUGUCAACCUACUUGGCCAAGAACUACAGCUACAUCAUUCAUGCUAAAGUAAAAAGCAUAGAAAGAGGGAACUGCAAUGAGAUAACGACUGUAGUUGAAGUCAAAGACGUACUCAAGUCUUCAACACCAAUUCCUCUGUCCCAAGUGCCUCUUCUUACAAAUUCCUCCUGCCAGUGCCCACUUCUUCAAGCAAAGCAGGAUGUUCUCAUCAUGUGCUAUGAGUGGCACUCAAGGUUGAUGCUUCUUGAUGGAUGUCUAGUUGAAAAAUGGAAGGACCAACUAAACAGAAGAUUGAAGAGAUGGGAACAGCGACUGCAAGAACAAAAGAGGCGAACUGCCCGCAGUAAGAACCAGAAUUCAGGACGCAGUGCUCAGAGGGGAGCCCUGAAACCGCAAACCAAGAACACCAACCCACUGAUCAGUGGCCCCAAAAAGACCAUUAAAAUACGAAAUGGCCAGAAAGAAAUCAACCCCAAAAAAGUAUGAGUGUGAAAUUCCCGAAAGGAAGGUCUUUCCCUGCAUGACAAUGGUUGCAAUCUGGCAUGGUCAGCAUGUUUUAUUAAUCUGGAACUCAUUGACUUAAAAAAUCAUGUCAGUUUUUCUACGUAGAGGUUUUUGCUGCACUUUACAGUUACAAGGUCUACUUACCCUUUCAAGUCACUGCAAGCCAUGGAGCAUAGGUUUGCACUAAUAUGAGUCAGGCAUAUUCCAGCAAUUGAGCUUUAUCUUUGGGCUCUGAUUUCCCAUCUAGAUAGAACUAGGCUUGGCUGCCAGAGGUUUUGACUCCUUGUACCAGUUGCCUGGUCUGCUUCCCUGCCAGAUGUUGGAGAGCUACAUGGAGUUUCUCCUCAGCUGGUGUAGUAGUUGGUGAGUUAGUCUGUGAAUUAGCUGAGAGCUCGCUAGACUCGGCAGCUGAGGAGCAGCAGAAGGAUGGUAACCUCUGGCAGAUAUUUCAGGUAGCAAUGACUGCAGCUGCUGGAGCCAAACCUAUCUGCUAUUUGGAAGCACAGCCCUUGUUCAGAGUGUUCAAAAGAAUAGUUUACCAUUAAGCAUCUGGGUAUGCAUUAUGUGGUUAUUUUAAUGUGUGUGACGAAAAUAUGCUUACAGUGAUAGUAUUUGAUCUUGUGGGCUUGUGUAGUAAAAAUGCGUCCAAAGUAGACAUUCAGUUUUUUAUUGUACUUCAGGUUGGCUUCUGUUGUUCUAAUUUCAAACAUUAAACAUCUAAUUGAAAAAUCUGUAUUUUUUGAAAGAACAAAUUAAAGUGAAAAGAUUUGUAGGAUUCUUUAACACAUUUGCUGUAUUACAGCUUUGCUAUAAAAACUGGAAUAGAAGCUUUAUUCUAAAGAUAACUGGUAGCUACUGUACAGUAUUAAGGAGAAAAUAGGACUUCAAGUGGCUCAGUAAUCAUUCAAAUAACUUUUUAUCAUUUGAUACCAUAUUUCUAACCUUUCUCUGAGAUCAAAUAAAUUAAUUAAUUAAUAAAUAAGCUUUGUUCCUAUUAAUGAGCUUCUCAAAGCAACUGGCUAUCUGCAGUUUUUCUUAUCAGAAGGUAACAUUUACCCUGGAAAGGGUGACAGGAAAGCAGAUGUUAUUGUUUACACAGUGAGUUUACUUACUUAACAUUUUCUGUGUGAGAUAUUAGAGCUGCCGGGGUGAUACAAAUCUAAUCAACAUAACUCCAAGAUGGCAUUUAUACUAUUCCUUCCAAGGUGUACUUGGAUGAGGCAGCAUAGAUAACACAUUCUGAUUUCAGUUUCAUGUAACACACAAGAAGAUCACCCAUAUUAAGAUCAGAAGAGCUCAUGGUAGAUGCCUGAAAGAUCUUCUGAAUUUCCUACAGGAAGACUAAGGACUAGACUGGUCAAUUCUGGCAAAAUGAGGAUUUUUAUAAUAGAGAAGUUCUAUGUCAGAAAAAAAAAGGAGUUUUGUGUAGAUUAUCAUAAGGAGUAACAAUUUGUCGUGUCAGUAUUUUGAUCUUUGCCACAACAAGAAUUCCAAUGAAAUUUGCAUGUGUGAAAUUCACAAUAGAUUAUGCUGAAGGGAUUUUGGUUGCAGCAGUUUUAUACUUGGUAAUUUGCUCAAGCAAAUUUGAGACAUAGAUGCCGAGUUACUAUGUUUAAAACAAACAGAUGUGUCAGAAGAAAAUGGAAUCUUGUAGUUCAUUAUAUAAUUAGGUGGUGCAAAGAUUUGAUUAUAAUUCUUCCAAGACUAACAAAAGAUAACAUAAUUAUUCUUCUGAUUUUUGUUCCAGCAGAGAGAAACAGAGCCAUAGGACAUGUUUAUUUGUACCACAGAUCACAUAUUUCCUUGUUUAGGAACUUUAAUGAAACCAUAACCUGACCCCAAGACUGUAUUACAGAUCUGUUUCAGUUUAGAAUGAUAAACAAGAGGGUUAUAAACCUCAAAAUACUGUUUUUGAAGAAGUAUGUCUGAUUGUACUGCAUUUUUGUACUGAAUUACUACAUAAAAAAAUAAGGCAAGUGCUUUUUUUCCCUGCCAAGAAGAUGGAAUCAAUCAGCUUGUGGCUGCACUCUUUUUCCUUUGCUCUGACUACUGAAUGAACUACACUGGCAAGUCACACCUAGCAGAUAUCUGUUCAGUUUCUCCACAUUUCUUUGUGAGCAAAUGAUCAACUUUCUGGUUACCUUGCUCAGAGAAUACAUACUGAAGUUCUCUAAGUAUCUACAAACUAAAGUUUUUAUCCCACGGUAACCACAAGGGGCGUCUCUUGAUUACUCUGAUAAAACAUUAACCUUCUAUCUGGAUGUACACUGCUUGAUAUGUUUAAGGUACGUUUGGGGCUUGAUCUUAAUAUCCCUUCCUUGCUUUAUGCUCAUUUCCAUAGUGUUUUAUCUACAACCCUUUUGGCAGCAGCAGGAACCAAUCUAAUAUUAAUAGAUUAUCUGGAAACCCUCAGAUUUACUGCAUAUUCAACAGGCAAGUUUGAAAUUCUGUUUUACCUUCCAAAAAGGCUGUUUUUUAAUUUCAGAGAUGCUACAUGAAAUAUCGUGUUAGUAGUUGAAAUUCACUGCAAUUUUUUCAGAAAGUCUUGGCUAGCUCUAAUCAGAAGUAAUGCACUUUAUAGAAAGUAAUGACUUGAGGGUUAUUGGGGGGUGCAGGUAUUUAUAAAUGGAAACAUAAUUUUUUUGAAUGCUUGUUGACCCAUAUUGAUGGAUUAUAUUUACAAAAUUAAUUGUAGCUGAUGUAGUUUACCAGAAAAGUCUGGUUGAGGAAAUGUUUUCCGAUGUUCAUUUACAUUCAACUGCUAAGCACAGCUAAAAGGGAUGUGUUGGUUGUGCAUAAUUGGAGUAAAUAUUUUUUCAGGUUUCAUUCAUUUGGAAUCUAGGUUACAAUUCUGGAUAAAAUAAUUUAAGAGCUAUUUGAGUAUUUUGGACAGGAAAAUCUUCUUUUUAUUUGCUUAGGAAGUAUUUCUCUGUUGCAUGCACUGACUGGACGAAAGUUGCAACACUGAAGUGAAGUGACCAGGUCACUCAGGUCUUGUUGGAGAGGGGUUUUAUGAGUUUUUUAAAAACGUGUUUCAUAAAACAGUUCUGAAUUGCUUUUGCAGUGGGCGUUUAAAAUGGUGCAAAUCAUUCAAAAUUAGAGUGAAUAUUUUUUCAGGUUUCAUUCCUUCGAAACUGAGGCUAGGACAUUCAGUGAAAAUACUGAAUGAUACUUCUAACUAAACUGAGCACAUGUGUAUGGGUGGUAGUAAGAAACUCACUACAAGCAUACAUUUGGUGUUCCAGGCAAUUUUUAUUUUAUACUAAAAAAAUGCCAAGCCCGUCAGUAAGAAGGCAGCUGCAACACUGAGAAAAAAACCCAUUUAACACUUCAAGGAUUUGGCCUGUUGAUUUUUCAUCUUUAAGUAGUUGCAGUAAUUACAUUAAUCCACCAGCAAAUUGUUUGUUCCCCUUUGCUUAAUCAAAGUUUUAUGACUCCAGUGCUGGAGUGCACUAGCACGGCAAUGGCUACACCUGGGCAUGGAUAUGAGGGUGAGUCUGACAUUUUGCCGCAUGCCAGGGAGCAGAGGUGGAGAUUGGACCCUCUGGAGACAAAUGUGCCUGUUCAAACAGCCCUGAACUGCUCCAACACCUAUG